Molecule: messenger RNA, 5276 nt
Organism: Acipenser ruthenus (sterlet)
Lineage: Eukaryota; Metazoa; Chordata; Actinopteri; Acipenseriformes; Acipenseridae
Product: active breakpoint cluster region-related protein-like
Exons: 23
Coding region: 228-3683 (1151 amino acids)
Biological process (GO): positive regulation of GTPase activity; intracellular signal transduction; protein phosphorylation
Cellular component (GO): membrane
Molecular function (GO): GTPase activator activity; protein serine/threonine kinase activity; guanyl-nucleotide exchange factor activity
Source: RefSeq, a predicted model, not a curated record
GCGAAGGCACCAAAGAGCGAGCUAGCUGACGUCACAAACCGGAAGCUAAAGCUUUUUUUUUGUAUUUGUAAAUUGAGAUCAGUAAAACUAAUGGUAUGAGACAUUUGCAUGGAAAGUGUGGGUCUCAGGUCUGUGCGGGUUAAGUUAGCCGUUUGUCUUACCUGUUGUUGCAACAGGUAUAGACAUAAAUAAACCGAACUGGGUCUUUGUAUUGCCUUACUUUCGCAAUGUGGGCUCCUGAAGAAUUUGAAAAGCAUUGGAAAAAUGAAUUCCCCGACGGGGAAGUUCCAAAGAUGGACCUGAGUUCCAUAGAAGAUAUUGAAAGAGAACUGGAAAAAUGCAAAACCAACCUGAAAAUAUAUCAACAGACCUUGUCAGAAGAGAAAUUCAAAGUCAUAUACCUUCAGACGACUCUUGCCAGACACAAGAAGGCUUACGAUAACCGGUGGGACUGCAGUGUGGAACUAAAGGAAAAGGUGGACGCAACGAACGACAAAGAAGCAACAGAGGAGAGCGGCGACAAAACGGGUGAAAAAACAGAAAAGGAGGACCAGAGAUUAAAUGAACACGACAGCACAGAAAGCGAAGAGCGUGGAGAAAACGUGACAGAAGAGAAGGGACGCACCAAGACCAGCAACAAUGCAGCAGCAGGUAAUCCCUACCGUGUCCCCUCGGGGUUCCGUUCGGUUCAAAGUGAUGCUCCUCAUCCGAACCCGACCGCCAGCAGUUCUGACCCGCACGGGCUGUAUGCCACUGUGAAUAAAACCAGUCAUAGUAAGAACAUCGCCAAACAAGAGAGCGCAGGGGAGGCAAGCGAUCACGACUACGAAGACAUCGAUCUGAAUGUGAAUUUUGUCAAAAGUAACCUGAUGACUCCUAAAAUAAAACUCAGGGAUACCCAGGUUUCUAAUCCGCACAGGGCUGCGCUGAAGGUGUUCUGGGACAGCAGGAAUUUUGACUCCAGCGAUGAUGGGAGGCUUUCCCCAUCGGGCUGUCAGGACAAGUCGUUUGAUCAUCCCGACGGAGGGGGUAAGAAGUUACUGGCAGUGCCCCGCAGAUCCCAUCAUCAGCACUCGAACCGCGGCUCCGGCUGCAGCACACCUGAGCGAGGUAGCGAUGGGUAUCUCAGUUCUGACCUGGAGGACUCGUCAUCAGCAGAUUUCAACUACAACACUGACGGAUACGAUGGGGAUGCCACAGACGAACACAAAUCCCAGGACGGCUCAGAGACCAUGCCCUUCAUUGACGAGUCCCCCACCAUGUCCCCUCAGCUCAGUGCUAGGAGUCAAGACAGCGGAGACGCAGUGUCCCCAUCCCCGAAUGACAUCCUAGUGCCUGGGGGGGACACGUAUGCAGAAAAAGGUCUGGAGAUGAGAAAGUUGGUUCUGUCUGGGUUCCUGGCCAGUGAAGAGAUUUACAUCAACCAGCUGGAAGCCUUGCUCUUGCCUAUGAGACCCCUGAAGGCGACUGCCACAACAUCUCAGCCCGUUUUGACCAUUCAACAGAUAGAGACAAUCUUUUACAAAAUCCAGGACAUUUUUGAGAUACACAAGGAAUUUUACGACAACCUGUAUCCUAAUAUUCAGCAGUGGGACAACAAUCUGACCGUGGGACACCUCUUUCAAAAGCUGGCCAGCCAGCUUGGUGUGUACAAAGCAUUUCUGGAUAACUACAAAGUUGCCGUGGAGACAGCUGAGAAAUGUAGCCAGGCAAACAAUCAGUUUCAGAAGAUUUCAGAGAACCUCAAAGUAAAGGGCCCUAAAGAUUCUAAGGACUGCACCACCUCAGUCACAAUGGAAGCUUUGUUAUACAAACCCAUUGAUCGGGUCACAAGAAGCACGCUUGUUCUUCACGACCUCCUGAAGCACACUCCAACAGACCACCCGGACUACCCCUUGCUGCAGGACGCUCUCCGGAUCUCCCAGAACUUCCUGUCCAGUAUCAAUGAGGAAAUCGACCCCCGCAGGACGGCUGUCACCACACCGAAGGGAGAGGCCCGGCAGCUGGUGAAGGAUGGUUUCCUGGUGGAGCUGUCAGAGGGGACGAGGAAGGUGCGUCAUGUCUUCCUCUUCACUGACCUCCUCCUCUGUGCCAAAAUGAAGAAGACCGCAGUGGGGAAACAGCAGCAGUAUGACUGCAAGUGGUACAUUCCCCUGGCGGACCUGACUUUCCAGACCCUGGACGAGUCGGACACCUCCCCCCACAUCCACACCAUGCCAGAGCACGAGAUCGAGGAGAUGAAGAUGAAGAUUUCAUGCAUCAAGAGCGAGAUUCAGAAAGAGAAGAAAGCAUCCAAGGGCCAGAGCAGAGCUGUGGAUCGCCUGAAGAAGAAGAUGUUCGAGCAGGAAUCCUAUUUACUGCUGCACUCCCCGACCAUCCCCUUCAGAAUUCACAACAUACACGGAAAGAGCUACUUGUUUCUUCUGUCGUCUGAUUACGAGAGAUCUGAGUGGAGAGAGGCCAUCCAGAAACUGCAGAAGAAGGAUCUCCAGGCCUGUGUGUUGAGCUCCGUGGAGCUGCAGGUUCUUACAGGGUCCUGUUUCAAGUUAAGAACAGUUCACAACAUCCCUGUUACCAGCAAUAAAGAUGAUCACGAAUCGCCUGGGCUGUAUGGAUUCCUGCAUGUGAUUGUCCACUCGGCCAAAGGGUUUAAAGAAUCAGCAAACCUGUACUGCACACUGGAAGUCGAUUCCUUUGGGUACUUUGUCAGCAAAGCGAAGACCAGAGUAUUCCGGGACACCACCGAACCGCAGUGGAAUGAGGAAUUUGAGAUUGAGUUGGAGGGUUCCCAGUGCUUACGGAUCCUGUGCUACGAGACGUGUUAUGACAAGUCCAAGUUAAGCAAGGACGACAACGAGAUUGUAGACAAAAUCAUGGGGAAGUGGCAGGUUCAGCUGGACCCACAGACGGUGCAGUCCAAGAACUGGCACAUGGACGUAAUAGAGAUGAACGGGAUUAAGGUGGAGUUUUCAAUGAAGUUUACAAGUCGGGACUUGAGUUUAAAGAGAACUCCAUCGAAAAAACAGAGCGGAGUCUUUGGAGUCAAGAUUAGCGUGGUUACAAAACGGGAACGCUCCAAGGUGCCUUACAUAGUCCGGCAGUGCAUUGAGGAGGUGGAGAAGCGUGGAAUCGAGGAGGUCGGGAUCUACAGGAUUUCUGGCGUAGCUACAGACAUUCAGACUCUGAAAGCUGUGUUCGACACGAAUACCAAAGAUAUCUUGGUGAUGCUGAGUGAGAUGGAUAUCAACGCCAUAGCCGGGACUCUGAAGCUGUACUUCAGAGAGCUGCCGGAGCCUCUGCUCACAGACAGGCUGUAUCUGGCGUUCAUGGAGGGAAUAGCUCUCUCGGACCCUGCUGCCAAGGAGAACUGUAUGAUGCACCUUCUCCGCUCCCUGCCCGAACCCAACCUCAUCACGUUCCUGUCCUUGCUGGAGCACCUGAAGAGAGUUGCAGAAAAGGAGCCCAUCAAUAAGAUGUCCCUGCACAAUCUGGGCACAGUGUUCGGCCCAACACUGCUCAGGCCCUCAGAAGUGGAACAGAAAGCACACAUCAACCUGGCCUCAGAUAUUUGGUCACAUGAUGUCAUGGCACAGGUCCAAGUGUUGCUGUAUUAUCUUCAGCACGCCCCGAUUUCCAUCGCAGAGCUGAAACGUAAUACACUCUACUACUCCACUGAUGUGUAGACCCAGGGCAGGCUGAGAAGGGACAGCCCUCUCCGCUCGCACGGGCUCCCCGCCCGUUUUGACACAUACUUUUUUGUACAGGUUUAAUAGAAGAAAAAGAAACCGACACUGUGCUCCCUUUGCAUUAGUCACGUCUAGUGUAUUUUGUGUUGAAAGCACUGUUUCAUGUCUGUUUCGUAAAUGCCGAAGACUGACAAAAAGCAGCAGACUUUUCAGUUUCCUGCGGACAUUAUUGGCACUUGCAUUGGUUUCCAUCGUUCAGGAAUCCAGAGUAGCUGAAGACAUAUGUUUUGGUUCCUGCUUUUAGCAGUUUGAGUUUUUCCAUCCGAUGUGUUUAACUCUGUAAAGAUUUUCUGUGGUCAACUUUGAAGCCGGAAGUUUCCUACUCGCAGCUACAGCACCUGUAGCUUUUUUCAUCUAACCUGGAUCUUGAGGACAGCUGGGGGAUGGCAUUAAAAUAAGGACCUUUUUCCUUUGUUGCAAUGUCAGCGUUGAUAACCGAGAAUGAUGUUUUAAACAGGUACAGUCAUUCUCCCAAGAUGGAUGGGAGAGAAUAUGGUGUCUGGUAAAUGUUAGUAGCAUGGUGGUAUAAAACCAGUUAGUCAUUCCAGAAUGUUCUGUUACUUGGUUUACUUCUGAGGCAUUCCAGAAAUUACAUUUCAUAUUUUAUAAAUAUUUUUUGUUAAAUGGUUUAUUUUGCUUUGUGCAUGUGGGGUUGUGUGAACUGGUAGCCAAACUUGAGUUGUGAAAUAAUUCAAAUCGAGUGGAUUUUAACUGAGGAGUAUUUUAACUGAAAAUGUACGAGAACGGCAUGGCUCUCUGUUGUGUAUGUAAAAGCAAAAUUUGCCCUAUUUAUUAAUAAAAUAUUUGGAUUAAAGGUUUUAACGUGUGCCUGUACAAUCCAGAACUUCAUUUGAAAUCCUUUACAGAAACAUUUCAUUUUUUUUAUUUUUGGUAUUGAGUGUUAGAAGCUAUUCUGAAGGUUGGUGAUGUUGUAAGUUCAAUAUUGGCUGAAACGUACUGUAACAUAUCCAUAAACAAACAAAAAGGAAAUCCCAAUUUAAUUCAAAUCUACUCCCUUAUUUUUAAGUUUUUACAAAAAACAUGAUUAAUGGGAGUUGUCAUAGAAAUGUACUCCCAGUCACUUCAUUGUAAUACAGCUCUUAAUACUUCAUAGCAUUCUAAAGUAGCUAUGGGGAACGAUGGGUGUAGCUUUCCUCAUUGCAUGUACUGCUUCAUUAGUAAGGGAGGAGGCUGGGUAACAGAAAUCCUACAAUUGUCUUGGUGUAUCCUCAUCAAUGCUCUUUCACUGUAGAACCCUACAAAAGACUUUCUGAUAUCCAGCAUCUGACAUAUCACAAAAUAAGCAGUUAGAUAGUAAUACUAUUUAAUAUUUUUUAAUAUAAGAUUAAAGAAAACCAAGACUGUGCAUUUUACUUCCAUGGGAAACAAGAAGGAUAAAUGUUGAUGUGAACUUUUUUUUUUUUUUUGGAAAAUAAAUAAAAAUGUACUGAACACAAGUCGAUAUGAUAUUUUUGGAUCUUGAGAAUUUUCUUCUGCUUGCCAUUAAAAGUAUAUCCUUCUCUUCUGUCA